This is a messenger RNA of Aspergillus calidoustus, 1878 nucleotides long. NCBI's taxonomy places the organism in Eukaryota, Fungi, Ascomycota, Eurotiomycetes, Eurotiales, Aspergillaceae. The record is from the annotation of a GenBank genome assembly.
CCGCCUCUUCCAGCAAAGGAACUCACUAUACCUGACUACAGAGCAAAGAUUGGACGAAGGCGUUGAGUCCGCUUUACAGGAUUGAUAAACACGUCUGGCCCGUGCAUUUGCGGAAGUGCGGGAUGUGGCAUGUUUCUUGCUGAAUAUGUCGCGAACAUGUCCAACACCAACGUCAACAACGGACUCGCUUGGCGGAGGGGUACCUUCUUCAAUCUCACUGUCAGAUGAUGGAGAAUAUGCCACCCAAUUGAACGGAAAAGAUCUUGUUAUCCAUCUCAACCCAACUUCUUCGGAGUUCAACGAGGUACAGAUUGUCAAGGUCAAGGAAACAGCAUGCAAAUUCCUAAGAUUCUCCCGUUCAAGGCGGGGCGAGCCUUCUCGCCGCUUGCUAUGUGCAAGCGACUCCCGUAUCCUUGUUUGGAACCUGAACCCGCUGCAGCCACUGGCUGAGAUUGAGAACAUCGAAUCUGGUGCCCUGAACAUUGAUUUUGGGAGCGACGAGAAUGAGGUGGUUCUGUUUCAUUCGUGGAAUACAAAACUCACCAUUUUUGGACUCGACACUGGUCGCAGUCACGUCAUAAAAACGCCCAAGUUCGCCCACCAUAAUGGGUUCGGAUAUCGGCCAAAAACAGGGCACCUUGCCAUCUUACUUAAACCCGACGCAAAUGAUACUUUGACCAUCCACGAGCCUCGCUCGUACGAACUUAUCGGACGCGAGGUCCUCCCAACAGUGGACGCGCAGGGCUUGAAAUGGAGCCCGGACGGGCAAUGGAUAGCCGUAUGGGAUGCUGCCAGUGCGGGAACUAAGGUUCUCAUAUUCACGGCCGAUGGCCAGCUUUUCAGGGCGUAUACAGGGCCCUCUGGGUCAGAUGAGUCACUUGAUUUGGGUGUCAAGGUGAUUGAAUGGAGCCCCGUUUCUCCCCAUGGUAAUCAGUCGGAGGUGUUGGCUGUUGGAAAGGUUGAUGGUACGGUCGACCUUCUUCAGUCUAGAACAUUCUCUUGCUCCGCCACACUUUCACACGUGUUCCAGAUUGAGCAACAUGCUCCUAGUAUAUGGAGAGAGCGAUACGCCGCGGGCGGCAUGGCUUUGGAAUACGCCGAAUCUUCAAGCUCUUCUGCUUUUACCACAUUGCCCGAACCCUCGACUACCUUACGAGGGGUGUCAAUGAUGGGAUUUAGCUAUAAUGGUGCUCUUCUGGGCACCGUGGAUCAAACCCGGCCCAACGUUGUCUGGAUCUGGGGAUUGGAAAACACCCCUGUAUUAGUCUCGGCCUUGGUACAUGAGCAUGCCGUCAGGCAAGUUGUAUGGCAUCAUUCGAGCAUACAACUACUCAUUACUACGGCCAAUAGUGCUCUUCCUGGUGUUCGGUACUGGAGUCCGCACCGUGCCCCGUCUGUCGUACGUAUUCCUGUUUCACGAAACGAAAAUGCGAAACUGGAUGUACGAUGGUUGCCUUCAGAUGAGGGUGACAAAUCAAGGUUCUGGUUCGGAACUCCGGAUGAUUAUGUCCUGGGAUAUAUUGGACCAGGAGAAGAGCAGGGCACAUCGCAAUUCCAAUGCCUGAAUACUCUUGCUGGGAAGGUUGCUCCUGGUAGCCAUAGCACACUUAUGAAUCGAUGAAACUUCAGCCAAACAGCUUCACGAGUGAUAAGUUCGUAGCAAGCCAACUCACAACUCAAUGCAAAGCAGAGCCCCUGGCAUGCUGAGUUGUGAAACGGGCUUUACCCAAACCAAAAGACUCAGACUCAGACAAAGUGGGGUUCUGUAUAGUCCUACCUCCGACGAUCGUUGCUGAUGCCUGACUACUGAGGCAGAAACGCCAUAGUUCACCAUGGGCGGAACGGGGAUCACGUGAACUUUAACCGAAAGAGCCAGGG